This is a messenger RNA of Triplophysa dalaica, 4674 nucleotides long. RefSeq lists its product as uncharacterized. The coding region runs from base 169 to 1914 and encodes 581 amino acids. The record is from RefSeq and is a predicted model, not a curated record. NCBI's taxonomy places the organism in Eukaryota, Metazoa, Chordata, Actinopteri, Cypriniformes, Nemacheilidae. The transcript is spliced from 5 exons.
GUACCCGCUACACGUCCAUUAAAAGCAAAAUUAAUGGCUUUUGUAUAAAAUAAACUGUCAAAAAUUGAGAAAGAACCGUAGAAAUCUUAAACAAACGAUGACUGAUAUCGAACAAAGAGGCGGCGAACAACAGUAUAUGUGAGCGGAUAUCGGAGUUUAUUCUCCUGUAUGAAGGGGAAGAUGCUCAACAUGGAGGACUGCUUGCACACUUCAUCUGAUAGCCUUGCCAAACUGGUUAAAUGGGCCCACAGUCAUGGAACCAUCUGCACCCUUAUCCCCAACCUCAAACACAUGCUCAACGAGGGCUCCCAUGGCACCCUCACGGCACUGUGGGGUUGCAGCGCUGGCCACGCCUACCACUGGCCAGUGACUACCACCUGCAAAACAGGAAACAAGGAACGGAUGUGUUACCAAGAAAGUCGGACCAUCAAUACGGACAGUAUUAUGCAGGCAUCCACCACCAUCCACAGCACCUCGGCAGAUCGCUUCUUUGGCAAUUCCGGAAAAAGCAAAGCCAAUUCCAGUCAAGGUGACUCGAGUCAGAUCCACGACUCUUGUGACAUCUCCAACUGCAGCGACCCUUCGGAGAUGGACGACAACGCAGAGGAGUACAAUAACAACCUGUACGACAUCGUCUGCGAGUCCUCGGCUACCGAUGAGGAAGAUGACUCAAACCACACCCCGAACGUUGCCCACAGGAAAAGAGCCAGCAAAGGUCCCGGACCCGAGGAUUGCACUGAUCCAGGGUUGAAAAAGAUCAAGCAAGAAAGGGGUGAAGACUAUUACAGCGUGGCCAAUUCGCAGAUGCCAAGCAGCUCAGAUGUAAACCGGUCAGUUAGUGCCAUAAGCCAGUCACCCAAACUAAACACCCAAACCAGACCGUCGUCGGGGUCUGCUGCGUCCCACAAACCUGUGGAUGAUGACCCCAUGGGGUUCUCGUCAUUACCGCUGGAGAACUCUCCGCCGUCUAUGAUCAAACCCUUGAGAGGUCCUCCGCACGUUAACCAGAACAAAAUGCACAUUAACUCGAACCCAACAUCCAGUCAAAGUAUGGCAGCUUUAACCCACUCUGGACGCAUUGACGCUAUGGGGGUCCUACACAGGGAUGAAUUUCCAAAGUCUUCGUUGUCUUAUGGAGAAGCUUCGAUUGGCGUGAACCCAGAGAUGGAUCUUCUGGCAGCACAGGCACUUAGUACAGAAGCUAGAGGAGACAAUGCAGUUCUUCCAGCUGUGUAUGAAAUAGAGAAGCUGAAAGCUCUGCUGCAGGCUGAGAGAAGCAAAAGUGAGUUGAUGGUUGAAACCAUCGGCAGCCUGAGGCAGGACAAAGAACUUCUGCAACAGGAACUCUCCAAGAAGGCUGAGCUUAUCUGUGACUUCCUGCAAGACCAACUACGGCCAGAUAAGAGAAGGACCCAUUCCUCAAGUCUAAUGGAAGCGGGUGGCUCUCAUCAAAUGUUCGGCUCCGUUUCUGAUGAGGGAGCUGCGUUUGAAUCUCCGGCGCUCUUCGACUCCUUCGAGGAGGUGGAGCUGCUUCCGACGGAGAGGCAGAGGACCAUCAAGGUUUCAGCAAAGAGAAGCAGAGAUUGUGAAAACACACGUGUCCGAAUGAAAAACGUUGUCGGCGUGAUUGCGCGAUACAUGGCUGCUCUACAAGAAUUCCGCCGUAGCGUCUCCAUGAAAGUGGCUUUUGACCGAGUCGGUGUUGACCGCAACACCAUUUCCAGGACAGCGGCCAUCGCGGAACUCAGCCUGGCGGCCCCUGAAGUCUUCCACGCUCUUCCGCCCUGGGACGAGAAGGAGGAAACGUUGGCCCAUUACGCUGUGAGAUGUCGACAGGCUAUGGAUGACGCCAUCAAAGCCAAGAUUAAAAGCAUGAAAGCGAAGGGAGAACUUCUACCGAUCGUCAGCAAAUAAAAAACAUAGCAAACACAGUUUACCCAUCAUGUCGCUUAUUCUUUUUCUUGAACGAUUUGUGGUAGGACUCAUCCAUGUUGCAAACUUUCAGUCAGUUCUUACGCUUGUCAUUGGCCAAUUAAGCUGUUUAUUGUUGAUCUAAUUGUUUUGUAUGUCUUCUUUCAGUAUCAUUUUGUCUGACCAGUAUUUGCUUCGGUGUUAAACAAACCUUGGGGUGAUUAUGCGAUAUUGAAAGGAUUGCAUGAUCUUCCACCACAAACUACAGUGUAUGUUUGUGCUUUAACCACUUCCUGUCUGCUCCUCAGAUUAGUACUAUGUAUUAAUAUUGUCAAGGUUGAAGAAAAAUAAGUGUGUAAGAAUUCACAUCUUGUUUAUAAACUAGUGGCUUCAAUGACUGUUAUUGGAAGUAAUAAACCGAACCCUUUUGAUGUUUGUGUAUUAUGUUACAAAAGACAGAGAGUUCCAAAGAUCCCAGGACGCCCUCAAGCAAAAGCAGCUGGAGCUCAAGUUCAAAGGUAAAGGCAACAAACCCCACAAGUCAAUGAAGCUGACGCUUGCCGACGAGAUUCUCCGGAGGAAACGGGGUCUCCUGAGUCGCUUCAAUCUCUAGGGUUUGCUUAACCUUGUGUGGCUCAACAACACCAAGGCUUUCAGGCAAUGUGCGGGCUUCCACAGCUCCACGCUUAAGUGGGGAAAUGUACGCUUGCUCAACACAGAAACAGGAUUGGAGUAUCUGGAAUGGACCUAUCAGGAUUUUAGCGACCUCAACGCCAGAAUCAGGAGGUCCAUGACGGAGUCCCGCAUCUCUAUACCCCACAUGCUCCUCAAACUUGUCCGGUGCAGGACUACAAGGAGUACGCCCAGCGCAGACCUCAACCUAUGCUCUUCGAAGAUGCACCCUUUGACUUGUCCAUCAAGCCUGGGGUGAAUCUAGCUGCUCUCCACAGGUACAACUGUCAAGCUUUGGGAAAGAACACGUUGGCGAAGAUGGUCAAGACCAUGUGUGAGAAAGCCAACAUUCCAGGACGAAAGACUAAUUUCAGCGUUUGUCAGAGCUGUAGUUCUUUGUCCGAGGCUCAGAGCAAUCAGUUAGUCCUGAUCUGCCAUGACCUCAGACAGCAAGCCAUCCAAUCAGGAAGCUCCCAUUCUGACGGUACCAACUUUGUCAUCGCUGGUUCUUUUGACUCUACUGACUCUGCUUAGGCGAAGCAAGUGAUUUCUGUCAGAUCAGUGCCAUAGACUGUUAAACAAGAUGGACCACGUGUCUCCAUUUCUUUCAAAAUUGUCAAUGAAAGCCAAACUAGACCAGAAGUGGCCAAUAACAUGAUGAGAAGAUUCUCACUACAGCCUGGCGACAUCCAAUCUGAGUGUGAUUUCAGAAGCCACGCCCAUGUCCGAACAGUAUGGGAACAAGUUGACGUAUUGGACAUGGAGACUGCGGUCUCUGCAGAACAGGGGGUUUCUCAAUUAUGGGGCAUUGUCAAAUCGGUAUAGGUGUUUCUCAAUGUGUUUUAAAAAAAAUGAAGUGGGUGGUUUUAAUUCCCUUCUCCUAUUGGGCGCUUCUCCCUUUUCUGAUUGGAUGGUUAAGAAAUGCCCAUUCUGGUUUCAAAACCGCCACAGUAUAGAAACCCUGUCAUGUACUGCACCCACACUUCUGGACACGGGCGUGGCUCAUGUCCCACUUGGAUGUGGGCGGGGUUGGAUGUCCACGGCAGGAUGCUCUACUUGGACCCGAUCGGUGCCAACGACCGGACAGGUUAUCUGAAAACCCCCACUGGCCAGCACUGUUACAGGCUGUCCUGCCCCAAAGUGAAGCCAUUGGUUGAGCCAAAAGUUGACGCCAUAGCAAACGUUUGAAUUCACACAUUUCCUGGGAAGUUAACUUACAAACAUUCGAUUUGAACAUCAGAGUAUUUAAGAGUAACUGAACACCAGAAAAAUGCAACGUUACCUUAAAUAUAGUUUAAGUAUAGACGUAGCCCACGACACCUGACAACACUUGUGAAAACAUAUUCUUUGUCUCACUUGUAGCUGAACAUCUUUUACAUUAUAAUAACUGUCUGUGCCUAUGUAUGGCUAAGUAUACACAAAAUGUUGUCAGGACUCGUAGUCCUGGCUGUAUUGUUGUUUUAAAUAGGUACAUAGCAAAAUACUGAAUUUGCAUUAUCGAGUGUAGUAAUGUCAACUACAGCUAGCAUCUGAACGCUAAUGUUGUUGUUUUUGCUGUGUACUACACAACACUUGCUAGUUUAGCACUGACAGGCUUCAAAUAUCAUUUCUCACUAUGUUUGUAGACAUAAAUGUGUAGUAACUGAUCCUGUAAUCCCUUAUAUUUCUGUCAGAGAUUGUUCUGUAGCAGUGUGUUAACUCUUUCGCACUGGAGUUCACCCAUACAUGGUUGCAAGUGAUUUAUGACACGUUUGUCUGCUUAGUUAUAAAAGCAUUUAUCACAGCAUACAGAGCAAUGCUUCUUUAAGCCUAUAAAUAGAAGUUUAUUAACUAAUAAGAAUAUGGUCAUACAAAUGGUCAUCAAUGCACCAAGUUGACAUGUUUCCUACUCUUUUACUAUAAUAAAUCCAUGGUUCGUUUUCAUUCAUUAAGGGAUUUUUUAUGUAAUAAUCGUCUUGUAAGAAUUAUAGUUGGAGGCGAAAACACAUUGGGAACCUCCCAAGUCCAUCAGCUACACAAUGGGAUAUAAUGCAGGAAGGAUCAAUGCAACAGUACGUGCUUGUACGAUUUAAUAAAGGUUGUUGGUUUUCA